UUCUUCUAUUAUGGUAGAAACUAAUAACAUUUGUGAAGUGGUAUUGAAGUUAAUAAUUUAUCAUGUCAUUACUUUUUGGUCAACAUUUUACUGAAAAAUUAAUAAUAACAUUUUUAUUUAUUAUAUUAUGUAAAUUAAAACAAUACUAUAUUAACAUAGAUAUUAUAAGUAAUAAAAAUGUUUUGACUAAUAAAUAUAUAUGUCUUGACUUAUAAAUAAAAAAAAUAUAUAAGCAGAAUAUAUUUAUUGCCAAUUGAAUUCCAAUGUGACUAUAACGUCGUCGAUUAAAACUGAAGCUUAAAAAGUCCAACUUAACUUUUAUUAUGUACUUGUAAUUUUGUAUUAAUAUUUUUUAAUAAAUUUAUUUUUAAAAUAACCCCUGAACAAUAAUUGGUAGGAAAUAUAUAUAUUGGAAACAUUAUUUGAAAUCUGUAUGGCAACACCGAUGCCUGCAGUAAUUAUUUGUAUGUAUUUCUGAGCGCCAUUGCUUUUUACCGAUGUAAUGUUGAAAUGAUUUUAAUCUAUUUUCAUCGUCAAAUCUGUGUGAUGUUUUAGCAAAACAUUGAGGUGAUUGUGUACUAAAACUAUUGAACUUCUUAAAGUUUUGUGCUGGGCUUUGUCAUGGCCGGUAAUGGUGGUGAGACGACAUGGUGUUUCAGUCAGGUGAAAGGUACUCUCGAGGAUGAUGUAACAGAGGCAGACCUGAUAUCCUGUGUGGAGUUUAACCACGAUGGAGAACUCUUGGCCACUGGUGAUAAGGGUGGAAGGGUUGUUAUAUUUCAGAGAGAUCCAGCUUCUAAGCAAUGUGUGCCCAAGAAGGGCGAAUACAACGUCUACUCUACGUUUCAAUCACAUGAACCUGAAUUUGAUUACCUGAAGUCAUUAGAGAUUGAGGAGAAAAUCAAUAAAAUUAGAUGGCUCAAGCGCAAGAAUCAGGCCCACUUCCUACUGUCCACCAAUGAUAAGACUAUCAAAUUAUGGAAGGUGUCGGAGAGGGACAAGCGCGUGACGGGAUACAACACGCGCGAGGAGGGGGGGCGGCCUAGAGACCCGGCGAGAAUCACGCAGCUGCGCGUACCCACAGUACGGCCCGCUGAACUCAUGGUCGAGGCAUCGCCGCGGCGAAUAUUCGCGAAUGCGCACACUUAUCAUAUAAACUCGAUCUCGCUUAACUCGGACCAGGAGACUUACUUGUCGGCCGACGAUCUCCGCAUCAACCUCUGGCACCUAGAGAUCACCGAUCAGAGUUUCAACAUAGUUGACAUCAAGCCGGCCAACAUGGAGGAACUCACUGAGGUUAUUACCGCGGCGGAAUUCCACCCGACUGAAUGUAAUCUCUUUGUAUAUUCUAGUAGUAAGGGUACGAUAAGGUUAUGCGAUAUGCGCGCGGCGGCGCUCUGUGAUCGGCACGCGAAACUGUUCGAGGAGCCGGAGGAUCCACAUGCUAGAUCGUUCUUCUCCGAGAUCAUCUCGUCCAUCAGCGACGUUAAGCUUAGCAACUCUGGCAGAUAUAUGAUGUCAAGAGAUUAUUUAGGUUUAAAAGUAUGGGAUUUAAGGAUGGAAACAAAACCUGUAGAAACAUAUCCGGUUCACGAGUACUUGCGCUCCAAGCUCUGUUCCUUAUACGAGAAUGAUUGUAUUUUCGAUAAGUUCGAAUGCUGUUGGAGUGGUGACGAUCAGCGACUGAUGACCGGAUCGUACAACGGAUUCUUUAGAGUGUUCGAGCGCGGCGUGGGCGGCGUGGGCGGUGUGGGCGGCGUGGGCGGGCGGCGCUCCGAGCUCACCCUGGAGGCGUCACGUGAGGCGGCCGCGCGGCCUCGGCAGCCGCUGCGCGCCAGGCGGGUCGCCGCCACCGCCAAGAGGAAGAAGGGAACGUUUGUUAUAGUGUAUAAUUUGGGGUGGUUGUGUUUGGAACUGAUCCCAACUCAAGUCUUAAUUUUGUUGAGACUGUGCCCAAGAGGGCACGGUUUCCGCAUUGUCCCCAUUCCUCUUUGCUUUUCGCCGAAAUGCUUUUGGGCAAAUACAAUAAAUGAUGAUGUCUAUUUGUCAACAGGACGAAAUCAGCGUAGACUGUCUCGAUUUCAACAAGAAGAUAUUGCACACCGCGUGGCAUCCGCACGAGAGCAUCAUCGCAGUAGCAGCCACCAACAAUCUGUUCAUAUUCCAGGACAAGUUCUAGCGCGAGCCGUAGCACCGGCCCGUAGCUGCGGCUACUGCUACGGCCACUACGUCAUAUCGCGUCACCGAAUCGUAACGCUUCCUAACUCAAGUGGCGUACGUACAAACAUAAACCUCUUUUUAUUUGAACUGCAGCCGUAG
Molecule: messenger RNA, 2319 nt
Organism: Diatraea saccharalis (sugarcane borer)
Lineage: Eukaryota; Metazoa; Arthropoda; Insecta; Lepidoptera; Crambidae
Source: the annotation of a GenBank genome assembly